UGGAAUCAAGUCAUGUCAAAUGGCAGUUGUGAAAAGGAUGGGUGAAAUAGAAGAUGAACUCAACUGAAUUCAGUGAAGAUGUAGAAGAAGUUUUAAAGAAUAACGCAGUCAAAGUGGAAACAGAGACGGAAGAUGCUGCCUUGGACUGCUCAGUGAACUCCAGGUCUGAGAAGCACCCUCUGGACAGUGUGUUCAGUGCCCUCCAGGACUCCAGCAAACGGAAGCAAUCAGGCAGCGAUGGCCAGGCAGACCCUGUCCCCAGCGUGAAGAGGAGGCGGUUGAUACCAGAGGCUCUCCUGGCAGGCAUGAGGAACCGGGAGAACAACUCGCCCUACCUGGGGAAUGGAGAACAGGCCGGCAGAGGCAAGACUGUGGGCUCUGUGUGGCUGGGUGAGGAGGACUCCUGUAAUGAUGUGACCACCCCUUCCUAUAAGAAGCCUCUGUAUAGCAUCUCGCACAAGAUCAUGGAGAAGAAGAACCCUCCCGUGGGGGACCUGCUCAGCACCUAUGAGCUCUUCGAGAAGGUGAAUGCCAACAAUAGCCCCUCCCCACUGCGGCUCUUGAAUGAGCCACAGAAGCGGGAUGGUGGCAUUGUAGCAGCAACCACCGACGGUGACCCCAACAUCUACUUUCUGAUCCAGAAGAUGUUCUACAUGCUCAACACCCUCAACUCCAACAUGUCCCAGCUACACAGCAAGAUGGACUUGCUCUCCCUGGAGGUGAAUCGUGUCAAGAAACAGGUGAGCCCCACUGAGAUGGUGGCUAAGUUCCAGCCUCCCCCCGAGUACCAGCUCACGGCUGCCGAGCUCAAGCAGAUCGUGGACCAGAGCCUGUCGGGUGGAGACCUGGCUUGCCGUCUUCUAGUGCAGCUCUUCCCGGAGCUCUUCAGUGACGUGGACUACUCCCGAGGCUGCAGUGCCUGCGGCUUCGCCGCCAAGCGGAAGUUGGAAUCACUGCAUCUGCAGCUCAUUCGCAACUAUGUCGAGGUCUACUACCCCUCGGUGAAGGACACGGCUGUGUGGCAGGCUGAGUGCUUGCCCCAGCUGAACGACUUCUUCAGCCGCUUUUGGGCUCAGCGGGAAAUGGAGGACAGCCAGCCGGCGGGUCAGGUUUCCAGCUUCUUUGAGGCUGAGCAGGUGGACACCAGCCACUUCCUGGACAACAAAGACCAGGAGGAGGCGCUGUCUCUAGACCGGAGCAGCACCAUUGCCUCAGACCAUGUGGUGGACACGCAGGACCUCACCGAGUUCCUGGAUGAAGCCUCGUCGCCUGGCGAGUUUGCUGUCUUCCUUCUACAUCGGCUUUUCCCCGAGCUCUUUGACCACCGGAAGCUAGGAGAGCAGUACAGCUGCUACGGGGAUGGCGGCAAGCAGGAGCUCGACCAGCAGCGGCUGCAGAUCAUCCGCAACUACACGGAGAUCUACUUCCCUGACAUGCAGGAGGAGGAGGCCUGGCUGCAGCAGUGUGCCCAGCGCAUCAACGAUGAGCUCGAGGGCCUGGGGCUGGACGGGGGCAGCGAGGGCGAGCCCCCGCGGGACGACUGCUACGACUCCUCAAGCCUGCCGGAUGACAUCUCCGUGGUCAAGGUGGAAGACAGCUUCGAGGGCGAGCGUCCCGGUCGGCGCUCCAAGAAGAUCUGGCUGGUGCCCAUCGACUUCGACAAGCUGGACAUCCCGCAGCCAGACUUCGAGGUGCCCGGCGCCGACUGUCUGCUCAGCAAGGAGCAGCUGCGCAGCAUCUACGAGAGCAGCCUGUCCAUUGGCAACUUCGCCUCCCGCUUGCUCGUGCACCUCUUCCCUGAGCUCUUCACCCACGAGAACCUGCGCAAGCAGUACAACUGCAGCGGCUCCCUGGGCAAGAAGCAGCUGGACCCGGCCCGCAUCAAGCUCAUUCGCCACUACGUGCAGUUGCUCUAUCCACGGGCCAAAAACGACCGCGUCUGGACCCUGGAGUUUGUAGGCAAACUGGACGAGCGAUGCCGGCGCCGGGACACGGAGCAGCGGCGCUCCUACCAGCAGCAGCGCAAGGUCCAUGUUCCCGGCCCCGAAUGCAGGGACCUCGCAAGCUAUUCCAUUAACUCCGAGCGCUUCAGAGAGGAGUUCGAAGGGCCCCCGCUGCCCCCUGAGAGAAGCAGCAAGGACUUCUGCAAGAUCCCCUUGGACGAGCUGGUUGUCCCCUCUCCCGACUUCCCGGUGCCUUCUCCAUACCUGCUGACAGACAAGGAGGUGAGGGAGAUAGUGCAGCAGAGCCUCUCCGUGGGCAACUUUGCCGCGCGUCUGCUCGUCAGGCUCUUCCCUGAACUCUUCACUGCUGAGAACCUCCGGCUGCAGUACAACCACUCCGGGGCGUGCAACAAGAAGCAGCUGGAUCCCACACGGCUGCGGCUCAUUCGUCACUACGUGGAGGCGGUCUACCCCGUAGAGAAGAUGGAGGAGGUGUGGCACUAUGAAUGUAUCCCGAGCAUCGAUGAGCGGUGUCGCCGUCCCAACAGGAAGAAAUGCGACAUCCUGAAGAAAGCUAAGAAAGUGGAGAAGUGAUACCUAUGGAGCACCAUAGAAUGAGAGAUGGCCACCCUGGGGACUAAGAAUUCAUUCCCAGCUCGUGAUUGGUAUCCACAGACCGCACCUUAAGGCAGUGGGGAGUGGCUUACAUUUGCACACGUAAAUACCCACAAACCG
Messenger RNA from Chrysochloris asiatica (Cape golden mole), 2678 nucleotides. RefSeq names its product BEN domain containing 3 (gene BEND3). Gene Ontology annotation, molecular function: DNA binding. Bases 54 to 2537 code for a protein of 827 amino acids. The transcript is spliced from 4 exons. Gene Ontology annotation, biological process: rDNA heterochromatin formation. NCBI's taxonomy places the organism in Eukaryota, Metazoa, Chordata, Mammalia, Afrosoricida, Chrysochloridae. Gene Ontology annotation, cellular component: heterochromatin. The record is from RefSeq and is a predicted model, not a curated record.